AAUGAAUACAACAAAACAUAUCAAGACGUUUGAUGAGUUUUUGUUUCUUCCGUUAAUAUCCAUGAGUGCAUUCAAGCAUUUCCAAAACUGUAGGUAGAAACUACAAAACUAUAUAUGCUUAUGCUCACUCAAAGUUCUCAACCGUGCGACUGUUUUGGCAUAUGUCCAUGUUGCUGAUGGAGUAUCUUAGGUAGUGUUUGCGAAUCUCAUGUAAAGUGUGCAACUAACCUCCGGUAGGGCACAAAGCGAUAAUUUUGAGGACACUCCUGUAAAUAUGAGACAACGUCAAAAGCACAUUCGUCAUUUUCAACUUCUCCCCUCAGAAAUAGAGAAGAAUAAAACCAAAUCAGAAAAUGAACAAACAAGAAUUAAAAAAAUGAAACCAAAAAAUACAGGAAGAAAUAACUAAGCGGAGGACAAGCCACGUUUGUUUUUAAAGCAGCCUUCCUUCCUUCUCUGCACCUUCUUCAUCUCUCCCCUUUCCUUCUUCUUCUCCUCCUCCUCUCUCCCACCUGAAAAUUUGGCCUCGUAAGCACACACGGUGAGAGAGAGAGAGAGAGAGAGCGGAAAAUAGGGGGAAGAGUAAGAAGAGAAAUAGAGCAGAGAAAUUUAUGCUGUUGAGAUCGAACGAUUGAAUGGUGUGAUAUAUUUAAGAGAGGGGGAAAUUGUAGAAGAGAAAUUCGGCCGUCAGUCGGCAGCUUAAUUCAUUCCUCUGUUUUCUCACUCUCUCUCUCUGUGUGGUUCUCUCAUCUCUGUGUCUUUGUGGCGCACGCUCAAAUCAGAAGCCCUCUGUCUCCCGAAAGACUCUGUCUUUCCUUCAUUCACCACAGAAAAGAAGAAAAUAAUUACAACAUUUUCUGAAUCUCUCCACGUUUCGCUCUUCGUUCGCCACCAUGAUCUCCCUCAGCCGAACCUGUUUUCUGAAUAAGGCGAGCAUCGCUGGCUUGUCUAGCCCCUUUUCAGAUAGGCAGAGAGGAAUUGUCCCUAAAGCUCCUUGCUCGUUGAAAAUCAAGGCAGCGGCGGCAGCAGCAGCUUCCAACCGCGAUCGAAACGGCACCGUAUUAGCAGUCGAGACGGUGACAAAAGAGAUGGCGGAAGCAGAAUCAUUGAUCGACGACUCUCAGCCCACCGUUGCUGGCGGAAUCCGUGAUGCGUACGGUGAGGAUGCCGCCACCGAGGACCAGCCUGUGACUCCUUGGUCCCUCUCAGUUGCUUGCGGCUACUCGUUGUUGAGAGAUCCACGUCACAACAAGGGUCUUGCCUUCACUGAUAAAGAGAGAGAUGCGCACUAUCUGCUUGGUCUUCUCCCACCAUCAGUUCCUUCUCAGGAACUCCAGGUAAAGAAAUUGAUGAAUAUCAUUCGGCAGUAUCAAGUGCCACUACAGAAGUACAUGUAUAUGAUGGAUCUCCAGGAAAGAAACGAGCGCCUGUUCUACAAGCUUCUCAUUGACCAUGUCGAGGAGAUGCUCCCAAUUGUCUACACUCCAACAGUGGGAGAAGCUUGUCAGAAAUAUGGUAGCAUCUUUAGCCGUCCUCAGGGUCUUUACAUCAGCUUGAAAGAGAAGGGUAGGAUCCUCGAGGUUCUGAGGAACUGGCCUGAGAAGAAUAUUCAAGUUAUUGUUGUCACUGAUGGUCAAAGAAUUUUGGGGCUUGGGGACCUUGGAUGCCAGGGAAUGGGAAUACCAGUUGGAAAGCUCUCCCUAUAUACCGCUCUAGGUGGAGUUCGUCCUUCAGCUUGCUUGCCGAUCACUAUUGACGUGGGUACGAACAAUGAGAAGUUGUUGGACGAUGAGUUCUACAUAGGGCUUAGGCAAAGACGAGCAACUGGACAGGAAUAUGAUGAAUUACUACAUGAAUUCAUGACGGCAGUGAAGCAGAACUAUGGCGAGAGAGUCCUCGUUCAGUUCGAAGACUUUGCCAAUCACAAUGCAUUUGAUCUGCUUGCAAAAUAUGGUACAACACAUCUUGUAUUCAAUGAUGACAUUCAGGGCACAGCAGCUGUGGUCCUUUCUGGGCUCAUGGCAGCACUGAAAUUGCUUGGUGGAACAUUAGCGGAUCACAGAUUCCUAUUUCUUGGGGCUGGAGAGGCUGGCACUGGAAUCGCAGAACUGAUUGCCCUUGAGAUAUCCAAACAGGUUCAGUGCCCUGAUGAUUAUUAUUAUUGCUUGCUUUUCUUGGUGAAUGUCAUGCAGGGUUUGAUUGUAGAAUCCCGCAAGGAGUCCCUGCAGCACUUCAAGAAACCCUGGGCUCAUGACCACGAGCCUGUUGAAACCCUUCUUGAAGCUGUCAAUGAUAUAAAGCCAACGGUAUUGAUUGGAACGUCAGGAGUAGGAAGAACAUUCACUCAAGAAGUGGUUGAGGCCAUGGCCUCUUUUAAUGAGAAACCUCUGAUUCUUGCACUCUCCAAUCCCACCUCACAGUCCGAGUGCACAGCUGAACAAGCAUAUACAUGGACUAAUGGUCGCGCGAUAUAUGCCAGUGGCAGUCCAUUUCCCCCAGUUGAAUAUGAGGGCCAAACAUAUGUCCCCGGGCAGUCGAACAAUGCGUACAUUUUCCCUGGUUUGGGUCUAGGCUUGAUCAUGUCUGGUACAAUCCGUGUUCAUGAUGAUAUGCUUCUUGCAGCAUCGGAAGCUUUGGCUGCUCAGGUUACUCAAGAAAACCUGGAUAAUGGACAGAUAUACCCACCCUUCACUAACAUUAGGAAGAUCUCGGCUCACAUUGCUGCCAAUGUGGCUGCCAAGGCAUAUGAACUGGGCUUGGCAACGCGCCUUCCACGACCGAAGGAUCUGGUGGCGUAUGCUGAGAGCUGUAUGUACAGCCCAUCUUACAGAAACUACCGGUGAAAAGGCUGAGCUCUCAGCAGAAGCAGCAGGAGAGAGGGCACCUGUGUAGCCAGUUGGAUCUCUGGUUUUGUUAUUUCUCUCAUUCAAGUUGGUUAACUUAGUGCUAAAAAAAAAAGGGUUUUUACUUUUGAUCAUAAAAGGGGAAUUGUCAGCUGGUGGGUUUGUUAAAUUUUUAUUUUUUGGGUAAGUUUGAUUGUUGCUUUGGUCAUAAAGACUUACAGAUUUGGAUGGGUAGGAAGGAAGGAAAAGGGCAGACCUUUAAGAUAGGUGGUGGUAGCUGGAUCAAUGCAAGUCUUCAACAAGUUGUGUUCUUGUGAGACUUCAUAGGAACACAAAAAAAAAAAAAAAAGGUGGCGGGGCUAGCUUACUAAUACAUCAAGCAUGAAAUUAAUUUUUUUAAACGAUCUUCAGUCUCUUAUUUAACACCUUCGGAGUCAUCAUAUGGACAA
Molecule: messenger RNA, 3292 nt
Organism: Linum tenue
Lineage: Eukaryota; Viridiplantae; Streptophyta; Magnoliopsida; Malpighiales; Linaceae
Source: the annotation of a GenBank genome assembly